CAAUAUAGUAAUUGCAUGAUUAUUUAAUUUAUUAAUUUAGAUAAUAAAAAAAAUUGGCCGCUGCUGGCAGGAAAUUACCGCCGGCUUUCUCCUCUGCUGGCCGGAAAUCACCGCCGGCUUUCUCCUCUGCUGUCCAAUCAUUUAUUUUGGGCAGGAGACAUGGGAAGAAUUGUCCCAGGAGAGAGAGAGAGAGAGAGAGAGAGAGAGAGAGAGAGAGAGAGAGAUUUUGUACUAUUAGUAUGCUUUGUAUUGUUUGUCGAUUUAUUUUGUAAUGUUUGUACGCUUUGUUACUUUGUUAUUUUGUAAGGUUUGUCGGGUUUUUUUGUAAUGUUUUUAAACUUUGUUAUUUUUGUGCACCAUGUUUAUCAUUUUUGUCAACCAUGUUUGUAAUGUUUUUUAUGUCUAAAAAACAACCUGGUUGACUUUUAGAUGUAACUUCUCUAUAUAGGGAUGGAGCCUCCAAAGUCAACCCGGGUGUUUUUUCCCGUUCGUAUGGAUUGUCGGUCUAGUUUGUCAUUUUUGUCCACCAUGUUCGUACUGUUUGUAUGUCUAAAAAACACCCGGGUUGACUUUGGGAAGGAGCCCCUCUAUAUAGGGAUGGAGCCUCCAAAGUCAACCCGGGUGUUUUUUCCCGUUCGUAUGGAUUGUCGGUCUAGUUUGUCAUUUUUGUCCACCAUGUUCGUACUGUUUGUAUGUCUAAAAAACACCCGGGUUGACUUUGGGAAGGAGCCCCUCUAAAUAGGGAUGGAGCCUCCAAAGUCAACCCGGUUGUUUUUUCUUUUUGUAUGGUUUGUAUUGUUUGUCAGUCUAGUGUGUAUUGUUUGUACAGUUCAUACGUUUGUAAUGUUUGUAAAUCUGUUUGUAUGUUUUGUCGCUCUAGUUUGUACUGUUUGUAUGUUUCUAUGGUUUGUACUGAUUGUAAAUUCGGUUUGUAUACUUCGUAAUUUUCUAUAAUACCCAAACUACCCCUGUCAUUAAUAAAAUAACCCUUCCCACUUUUUAACCAUUAGAUUUAAGUGUCCAGAUCUAAUGGCUAGGAGGGGCUUAGUCAUGGGAUCCGCUCUCCACUCUGACCCGUCUCUCUCAAUCACUCUCUCGCUCUCUCACUUGCUUACUGCUUCUCCUUGUCGCCAUAAAAAUCGGCGCUCUCUCCGACAGAUUAGCUCCACAGAUGAGCUCGUCCAACCUUUAAAAUUUUGUUCCAAAUCGAUUUGUUUUCUAGUGAGAUGGGAUUAGAGGGAACUAAUACUGAAUCCUCUAAGCUCUAACUCUCUCUCUCCGCUCACUCUUCCCCUUCCCUCUGUGAAAGUCCAACAGUAAGAAUCCCACAAAUUAAAUAGAAUCAAUCGGCCUCCAUGGAACCCCAAUGCAUGUAUGAAGUCCUCCAAAUGGCGAGAUUUUGGCCCAGCUCUGUAUUAUCACGUUCACUGAUCGUCGAAUCCGGAUGCUCGGGAUCUAGGAUAUCAAGGCCACACACCGUCGUCGGCCAUAGUGCUGGUCUGAGAGACUACUACAACUGCUUACGUCCAGGAAGCUGGCACGUACUGGAAGUGUGAAUUAAUCGGCCAGGAUAGUUUAAAUUGGUUUCUCCCUACUAUUUGGAUUCAACGAUGGUGGAUUGGUGGUAGACAGCGGACAAGAGGUAGGGGCUUCACAAAGAGAGAGAAAGAUGAGGUUGGAGACUCGGGUCUGGUGGUUUGGUUAGUAGCUCCCUAACCGCAGGUCAUGCUUUAUAUAAUUAAAAUUGAGUUUUUAUUUUGACCCUCAAUCAAACUAACAGAAAUUUACAUGGAUGGACAAAUUAAUGAGUUUAAUAGUACCCGACACCCUAUUCUUAUUUUAGUGGUAUACCUCCUCCAAUUCAAAAACUUUAGUGGCACGAGAGGUAUUUCACUCUCCGUUUUCCCCCAUUCGACAUUUUUUAUUCCGUCCUCGUCCCAGAAAUAGCAGAAAUCAGCUUCCAUCUUCCUCCUAGCGGCAGCCGAAAUCCGGCCAAAAUCCCUCGGUGCGACAACCGUGAUUCCCUUAUCGCUUGUCUCCCUCCCCAGUCACCAAUUUCUCCAACCUCUGAUUUAACUCUGGUUCCCCUGGUCGCUUCCAUCUUUCCGUCGAUGAUUCAACUCAGACGGGGUGCUCUCAAGAAUGGCACCGGCGGCUGCUCCAGCACUUCUUACAGUGAGACCAAAUCUCGCUGUUGUUGGAUCCUUUGGUGCCGUCGGGAACUAGCUUCCCCAUCCCCUCCACGCUACAGGAGAUGAAAGCCUAAUCAGAGGAAUCCCGUGUUACUACUCUGGCUGCGAAUAAACCCGGCGUUGUUGCCGGGAUUGACUCGGGCUCAAAACCUCGACUUCGGCUUCUUUCCUCGAUUCAGACAAUCUACCGGAGCUCCAGUAAUCGACUGGUGAGACUCAAAAUUCCUAAGUGCGAUCUAGACGAUGAACGGAGAGUGAAGGGAGGAUGAGGGUCGGAGUUCAAGUCCAAUCCCUAGAAAUUAUUAUAUCUUCAGAUUUGGGGGAAAAUGAAAAAGAGCAGGCGGGAUCAAUUGGGCCAAAGAUGGAUUGGAAACUUCAAUUUUUUAAUGGAGAUACCGAAGGGAGAAAUUGAUUUGGGAAAAGUCGAAGAGACUUUAUUCUGUUUGUGGCAGUCACCGACGACGAAGAGGAAUCGAGGUGGGGACUGGGUUUCUGCAAAUUGGGGUUUCUGCAAAGAGUUCUCGAGAAUGAGAAGGGGCAAAUGGUGAAUAGGAAAGAAGGUAAUAUGUCGGUAAAGUAGGAUAAUUUUUUAUUAAUAAAUAUAAUUAAUUUUAUUUUUCAUCAUGGCAUGCAACAUAGACCAAAUUAAAUGCAGCCACAUGCGAUCGUUUGUCCAGUCAGCCGUCGUUAUAAUUUCAUUACAUUAAUGGACGAAAUGACUAUUUUUGUGUAUUUUCAAAAUUUAGCUAUAUUUGUCACAGUGUAAAGUUAUGGCUAUGCAAGUGUAUUUUGUCUAAAUUUAUCACUCUAACAAUGAACAAUUUCAAAUCCACAUUUAUUACAAAAAGUUCUGACAAAUUAUUCAAACUAUCUCAGAAAAGAAAUCAUAACAUUUUUUUUAUUAAAUUCAAGUUAGUAAUUAGGCUAGCAUUCCAUAAUUGACCACACAAAACCGCCAAAAAAGCUGGAAAACAGAAAAAAUGAAGUAGAAAUAAAAUUAGUAAUUCAAG
Messenger RNA from Linum trigynum, 3202 nucleotides. NCBI's taxonomy places the organism in Eukaryota, Viridiplantae, Streptophyta, Magnoliopsida, Malpighiales, Linaceae. The record is from the annotation of a GenBank genome assembly.